This is a messenger RNA of Paramisgurnus dabryanus, 4356 nucleotides long. Lineage: Eukaryota; Metazoa; Chordata; Actinopteri; Cypriniformes; Cobitidae. The record is from RefSeq and is a predicted model, not a curated record.
AACUUUACAAUCGAUCUCGCGGUAUUUUGAUGUCAUAUUUCGAUCAUGAAGUCAAACAGGGUUUUAAAUCCGUGUGUGCGCUCGGAAUCUCGCGAGAAAUGUGUGGACCACAAAAACGUUGCUGUGUCAACACCCCGGUCGCGCGCCGCGCACAUCACUCCUCAGCUGACGCCGCCUGCUUUCAUGGAGAAAUUCAUACUCCUGCGAUAAGGUUAUGAUGCAUCCUUUCUGGGUUGUCUGCUGUGACUUAAGGUGAAAUGGCCCUUUCCCAGACAAAAUCAACCAAAAUGGGAAUGUCGAGACUGUUACGCAUUUUUGUGUUUGUUGGUGCAGUCUUCAUGAUCCUUCUUAUAAUCAUAUACUGGGAUGAGGUGGGGGCCACCAAUUUUUACCUCCACGCAACAAUCUCUGGGCCUCACCCGUCCCGCCUUACUCCACGUAGCCGCUCUGAUCCAGAAAAGAAAACGGAUGAGGACAAAGAGAACUCAUUUUUGACAGACAUAGAUGCUUUUGUCAACCAGUUUUUGGAGGGGACCAUUGACCCGACGGAGCAGGUGCGAGGAGAACCACCCCCUGGAGAGGCUCACAAUCAGUCCUCGGAAAAAUCUGAGGAAAAGUUUGUUCCUAGACGAGAGUGGAAGAUCCAUCUUACCCCAAUAGACCCAGAGAUGAAACAGAGGCAGGAGAAUCGAAAGCAGCUGCUCCAGGAUUUUUGCAGUAACAGAAGUCUCUUCGACUUCCCGGGAAAGUACAGGAAUUUUGAUGACAUACCCAAUAAAGAAUUAGAUCACCUGAUCGUAGAUGACAGACACGGGAUCAUUUACUGUUACGUUCCAAAGGUGGCCUGCUCGAAUUGGAAGCGCAUAAUGAUCGUGCUGAGUGAGAGUCUGUUAUUAGAUGGCGUGCCCUACCAAAACCCACUGGAUGUUCCUCAAGACCUCGUCCAUAACAGUAGCUUACACUUCACGUUCAACAAGUUCUGGAAGCGCUAUGGAAAGUUCUCACGUCACCUCAUGAAAAUCAAGCUUAAGAAAUACACCAAGUUUUUGUUUGUGAGGGAUCCGUUUGUGAGACUGAUCUCUGCAUAUCGCAACAAAUUUGAACAACCUAAUGAGGACUUCUACAGGAGAUUCGCAGUUGUCAUGCUGAAAAGGUACAGCAAAUACACCAAUCCACCGGCGUCAGUGGUGAACGCUUUUGCAGCUGGGAUUCGACCGUCUUUCACAAAUUUCAUUCAAUAUUUAUUAGAUCCAAAAACUGAGAAAGACACACCUUUCAAUGAGCACUGGAAACAAAUUUACCGUCUGUGCCAUCCCUGCCAGAUAAAUUAUGAUUUUGUAGGAAAGCUGGAGACUUUGGAUGAGGAUGCUGAGCAUUUGUUACGGAUUCUUCGCGUAGAUAACGUCGUUGAGUUCCCUCCAAGUCAUCGCAAUCGAACAGUUAGUAGUUGGGAACAGGACUGGUUUGCCAAAAUACCAUUGGAAUCUAGAAAUGAGCUGUACAGACUCUAUGAGGCUGACUUUAAACUAUUUGGAUAUUCCAAACCAGACAAGCUGUUACAUGAAUAAUGUUUUUGUCGUGAUCUACAUCUGGAAUGCUGAAAAAGUUUAACAGGACAAGAACACCAAGAGGAUCAUAAGGGUUUCUCCUGCUUGAAUUUUAACUUGAUGAUCACCAUAAAGACCUGUUAGCUUCAGGUCAAGUCUCAGACUUGAAAAUCACACUUAAAAAUGUAUUGGACUCCAGUAUUAAUUGUUAUGCAACAAGGUUUACAAAAGCAACCUGUAGCAUAUUGAAAACCUUCACAGACUUCAACUCAACAUAAGACUUGACUUAGACCUGGCCUUUUAAGAGACAAGACCUGAAAAGAUACAUGUCUGCCUUUUAAUGGAAGAGUAACGUGCCACAUCCAUGUGAAAGCAUUGCAGAUGGUAUCACAGAUCAGUUUUACCAUUGAUGUGACCGAAUUGAAUGGCAUUUCAAAACGACCAGAAUCAAACGGGGCCAAACUUGAUAUUAGGUUAUGCUAAUGUUCAACCUGCGCUAUAGAAAACACUGUAGAUUAAUAGGAGUACAUUGAGAAUGCUGACAUGGCCUAUUUGAAAAGGCUUUGGGAUGAUUGUGCAGCCUUUGGGCAUUUAAAGUGACAGUAGUGAACAUACAUUUCUUUACACACUUUAUGCUUUAAGCCCACAGUGUGUUUUUUAUGCACGUUCAAACUCACAGCCUUGCAAAUUAUAGUUUAUUUGACUCGUACGCGUACGCAGAUGUUUGAUGCAUGCACACCGCAGCAAAAGUCUGGCGGUGCGCGUACGCAUAAAAAAUGGACCAUACUUCUGACUUUAUACUUUCCCAUCUCCUUUCACCAAUACGCGUUAACAUAAUUUCUGUUGGCCUACAUUUCGAAAUAAGACAUUUUGAUAUUUACUCACUCAAAACCCGCACAAUUUUCGGAUUUUUUUUUUUGUUUAAGAUACUGAGCAGUGUUUGACAAACAAACACAUGAGAUUUCAUCUAUAACCUCAUCAGUAUUGUUUUACAUUGAGUAUAUAGGUGAAAAUGAAUUAUAAUUCCAGCAAGUGAGUUUUAUCCCUCAGUUUUUGGUAUAUUUGUAAGCUUCUAAUGCAUCACCCAAAAUAUCAGAGAAAUCUAAAAGUGUAUAGUACAUUUAGGAAGUGCACACAGAGUAUUUUAGAGUAUUUUUGUAACGGUUUACAAUUAAAUGUGAAAAGUGAAGGAAUUUUGUCCUUAAAGUCAAAUUUUACAAUCUUUAUUUUUUAUUCUUAUACAGGAGUUUCUUUCAUUUUUAAGGCAUGUGCUUUAUGUUGUAUUUUUAGUUUUGAGUGGUUCUGGAUGUUAUAAACUUCAGAGUUGUUUACUGCCAGUGCUCAGCAGUAAAGCACAUUUUGAAAAACUGGCACAAAAUGAAAUUAUAAUGCUAAUGAGUUGUAAAAUAAUUUUUUUUCUCUAUAACAGAGAGUAUAUUACAGACAAAAGAGUCAGUAUUCAGAAUGUGGCCUGUUCUCAUUAGGAUCCUUUCAUCCGUUUUAUUCUUAUAUUAGUAUGUAGCGGGUUGAGCCCUCUGUUCUGCAGCAUGCUAUAGCAUGUGUGCCUUGCAGUCCUUUUCAUAAAUAUGCAUCACUUACAAGUAGCAAAAAAAAAAAAAAUAAAUAAAAAUGCUGGUUGGCUUUCGGUGUAACAUAAUGGCCUUGUUUGCAUAUUGUUUGAAAUAUAAUUGCGGGCACAUUGGGUUUAUUUCUAAUUUAGCUAGAGAGUUAAUUUAAUUGCUUUAGUAAGAUAGAGCACAAAUGUUAAUGUAGUUUCUAGUUCUGUUAUCAGCAUUUAUUUGCUGCAUUUAUUUGAGAUAAAGGAUUUUAUUUGCAGAGAAGAUAUUUCUUUCCUUUUACAAUAUGCUCUUUGGUGCACUUUACACAUUCGAUCAGAUGUAUAAAACAGAUCUUUAGGUCAAAGAGAGCUGUGAGGAUGAAGUUUCUGUGGAUUUGAUUGUAGAUUGUAAUAGGAAAUACUGUGGAGCACAAGUGUAGCUUGAUUGUAGUGAUGGACCAGAGGGAACAUCAUGCCCCAGUUUAGCCAGCCCUCAAGGGAAGCCACCAUUCUUCAGUCACUGCACUGAUGAGCCCAUUUGGUAGCAGUGCCUUUUGAAAAAAAGUUUACAAAAAAGUUAUUUUUCUAUGUGGGUCAAUCACAAUAAAAAAAGAAAAACAAUGUAUUAGUACAUUCAUUGUUUUGCAUUGUAACCAGUUUAAUGGCUGUAUAAAAGGAUAGUUCACCAAAAAAGUCAAAUUUUUUUCAUGAUGUUACAAACCUGUACACAUUUCUGAUGAAAAUGAAGGAAGAUAUUUUGAGGAUAUUUCUCAAAAUAUCUUCCUUCGUGUUCAUCGGAACAAUAAAAUGUAUACAGGUUUGUAACAACAUGAGAGUGAGAAAAUGACACAAUUUUCAUUUUUGCAUGAACUAUCCUUUUAAAUUUGUUUAACAUUUGUGCAGUAUUUUGCCUAUGCUGUUUUUGUUUCAGAAUAAUGGCCAUUUUUGUGUAGUGAUGGUGCCACAAUUUACAAAGACAGGUGUUAUAUCGUCAUGAUGCCAAUGUUAUUUUUUCACUUUGUUUACUUUUAAAUCAUAGGAAUUUCUUAUUUGCAUGAAAUGUUUUUUUAAGAGAAUUUGCUGGAAACAAAAAGGGAAAAAAUUUGUAUGUUCAGAUCAGGGCUUAGCUUGUGUUCUUGACAUUUAGUUUACUUUAUUUUGCAAUGUAGAUAGCAUUUGUAUUUAUUAUGGUUUUAUUUAAUGCUUUAGUUUCAAAAUGAUAACUCAAUAAAGUUCAAUGCAUGGUGUAAA